Messenger RNA from Encephalitozoon intestinalis ATCC 50506, 609 nucleotides. Its product is annotated as GTP-binding protein. Bases 1 to 609 code for a protein of 202 amino acids. Lineage: Eukaryota; Fungi; Microsporidia; Unikaryonidae. Gene Ontology annotation, molecular function: GTP binding; GTPase activity. The transcript has a single exon. The record is from RefSeq and is a predicted model, not a curated record.
AUGGCUGCUCCACGGAUAGACUACCGCUACAAGAUAAUAGUCUUAGGAGAAAGCGAUGUAGGGAAGACAUGUCUUCUCCACAAGUACAAGGAAGACGACUUCAAGCAGUCUUUGAUGACAACAAUUGGAGUGGACACAGUCUCCAAGAGUAUAGUUCUGAACGGGAAGAACAUUAUGCUUAACAUCUGGGACACCGCCGGGCAGGAGAGGUUUUUCUCUAUAACAAAGAGCUACUAUAGAAAUGCAGACGGGAUACUCCUUAUUUUUGACAUCAGUGACGAAAGAACAUUCUCGUGUGUGGACAGAUGGUUUGGGCGUAUAAGAGAAGAGACUGGAGGUGUUCCCUUGUUUCUUGUUGGAAACAAAAGGGACAAGGUGGACAGCGCUUCGUACAAAGCAAUGGAAGGUAGGUUCAGAGAGAAGGCAGAUGAAAUGAAGGCAAGGUACUACACUACAAGUGCCAAGACAGGAGAAAAUGUAAACAACAUCUUUGAAGACAUGGCAAUGAUCCUCCUUAAGAAGCAGGCACUAGGCCAAAAAUGGGACAUUGACAGCCCUCUUUCCUCUCGCGGGAAUCCAAAUAGAAAGGUUAAUAGUAAGUGUUGCUGA